AUGAGCACUAGUAGUGUAUUAGAUAAAACACCUCGUGUGGCAGAAGAAUCACUUAAAUAUCCACGUACAGAACGUCUUGGAUCACGUGAAUUAUACUACGGUACAGCAGGUUUUCGUGACGAUGCUGGUCUUUUAGUCUCAACGUGUCAUCGUAUGGGAAUGUUUGCUGUUUUACGGUCUAAAAGUAUGGGAAAGAUUGUUGGUAUUAUGAUUACGGCAUCACAUAAUGCGGCAAGUGAGAAUGGAAUUAAAAUUAUUGAUCCCAAGGGUGAAAUGCUGAGUCAAAAGUGGGAAAAGUAUGCAAUGGAAGUAGUUAAUGCAACACAAGAGAAACUUGUUGACGUAUUGGAUACAAUUGUCAUGACGGAGAAGAUUGAUUUAGAUCAAACUGGUAAUGUAUUCAUUGCAAAGGAUACACGACCUUCGAGUGAACAUUUAGCUGAACUUGCACGAGAAGGAGCACUUGUAAUUGGUGGAAAUGUACUGGACUUUGGACUCCAGACAACACCGCAGUUACAUCAUCUUGUACGAAUGUGGAACUAUGAGCAGUAUAACAAGGGUGAUUGGGCUUCGGAGGUCGGAUACUAUAAUAUGCUUAGUGAUGCCUUUAAGCAGCUAACAGCCACGCAUGACUCAAAGCGUCUGGAGACACGACAGCCACUAUAUGUUGAUUGCGCCCAUGGUGUCGGAGCACUACAGAUGGCCAAAAUGGCCAAGGACCUUGGUGACUCGCUUCGUCUAGAGAUUGUCAAUACGCCGAGUGAUGGUGAGUUAAACUUUCAGUGUGGCGCUGAACAUGUGGAAAAGUCGCGCCAGCCACCGUCCAACUUGUCCCGUGACAACGACCGUGGUAAGCGCUAUUGCAGCAUGGACGGUGAUGGCGACCGUGUAGUGUUUCACUACUUUGACGAGGAAGGCACAUGGCAUUUGCUGGAUGGCAAUAAGAUUGCUUGCCUCUUUGCCGAGUUUCUAUCGGAAAAACUGCACGCUCUGGAACUUGAGCAAGAAGGCGUGACGUUUGGCUGCGUGUUGACUGCGUACGCCAACGGCGCCGCCACUCAGUACCUUCAAGCCCUAGGCAUUAACGUGGUGCAGGCAAAAACUGGUGUGAAGUACUGCCACGAGAAGGCAUUACAGUUCGACAUGGCUGUGUAUUUUGAGGCUAAUGGCCACGGCACGGUCAUUUUCAAGGACGCACUGAUGGACAAGUUGCAUAAAUGGGAGAAUACACUGCAUGAUGAGCGCAAAAAGCUAGCACUGUCGCAGCUACUUGCAGCAUCGCAGCUUGUAAACCAAGCCACGGGUGAUGCAAUGUGUGACCUGCUGUUCGUCGAGGCAUUGCUUGUUCAGAAGAACUGGAGCAUCAGUGACUGGGACGCCAUUUACAACGAUCUGCCGAGCCGCCAGACGAAAGUAAAAGUUACAGACCGCAAUGUGAUCAAGUCAGCCGAGGAGGACGACACCCAAGUGCUUGCCCCCGAGGAGCUUUCGACUGCCUUGAACUCGGCUUUGCAGGAAUACACCAGCAAACGUGGACGUGCUUUUGUCCGUCUAUCGGGCACUGAGGAUGUCGUGCGUGUAUACGCCGAAGCUGACACUCAAGAAGAUGCUGACGCUCUUGCGUUGCAAUUUGCCAAGCUCGUGUAUCAACAUUGUGGUGGUGUUGGUUCUGAACCCAUUCAUUUCGUGGCCUAA
Peronospora belbahrii is the source of this 1695-nucleotide messenger RNA. The record is from the annotation of a GenBank genome assembly. Lineage: Eukaryota; Oomycota; Peronosporomycetes; Peronosporales; Peronosporaceae.